Dictyostelium purpureum is the source of this 183-nucleotide messenger RNA. RefSeq lists its product as uncharacterized. The coding region runs from base 1 to 183 and encodes 60 amino acids. The record is from RefSeq and is a predicted model, not a curated record. Gene Ontology annotation, molecular function: zinc ion binding. NCBI's taxonomy places the organism in Eukaryota, Evosea, Eumycetozoa, Dictyosteliales, Dictyosteliaceae. The transcript is spliced from 2 exons.
AUGUGUGGUCAUUGUAACACACAUAUCACUACCAAAACAUCAUAUAAAUCUGGUUCAAUGGCUUGGUUAGUUUGUAUUUUACUCAUUAUUUUUGGUUGUUGGUUAGGUUGCUGUUUAAUUCCAUUUGCCAUCGAUUCAUUAAAAGAUGUUGUCCACAAAUGCCCACAAUGCAAAAAGAAGUAA